Messenger RNA from Coregonus sp. 'balchen', 2214 nucleotides. Lineage: Eukaryota; Metazoa; Chordata; Actinopteri; Salmoniformes; Salmonidae. The record is from the annotation of a GenBank genome assembly.
AUGAUGGUAAAAAUGCACAAACUGACCUCAGAGCAGCUGGAGUUCAUCCAUGAUAUCAGGCGGCGGAGUAAGAACCGCAUCGCAGCGCAGCGUUGUCGCAAGAGGAAGCUUGACUGCAUCAUGAACCUGGAGUGCGAGAUCAGAAAACUGGUGAGUGUGUCAGUAGAUCUACAUGACAUGUCAUUCUCUCUCAUAGACUGUAAAUGCUAUCUCCUGUAUACCCCCCCUACCUUGUCACAACACAACUGAUUGGCUCAAACGCAUUAAGAAGGAAACAAAUUCCACAAAUUAACUUUUAACAAGGCACACCUGUUAAUUGAAAUGCAUUCCAGGUGACUACCUCAUGAAGCUGGUUGAGAGAAUGUCAAGAGUGUGCAAAGCUGUCAUCAAAGCAAAGGGUGGCUACUUUGAAGAAUCUCAAAUAUAAAAUAUAUUUUGAUUUAUUUAACACUUUCUGGGUUACUACAUGAUUCCAUAUGUGUUAUUUCAUCGUUUUGAUGUCUUCACUAUUAUUCUACAAUGUAGAAAAUAGUAAAAAUAAAGAAAAAUCCUUGAAUGAGUAGGUGUGUCCAAACUUUUGACUGGUAGUAUAUGUAUAUGACAUGUCAUUCUCUCUCAUAGAUAUCCUGUAAAUGCUACAGUACAUAGUGUAUAGACCUACUGGCAUUCCACAUACACAUAUAGAAAUGCACACGCUGUCAGACAACUGCCUCCUCCUUCACACGUAGGCUAUUCUCAAUUUCACACAUUGCUUUCUUAUUUUUGACCAGCUUUUGGAUCAUUUAUUUUUUUCCCCUGUGAUUGGUUCAGAUCACAGACAGGCAAUAAUAUUGUAAGCACAUAGAUAAAGAAUCACACUGCUUUCUAUAGACCAGGGGUGUCAAACAAAUUUUGCCCCGCGGGCCGUAUGUUUGACACACCUGCUAUAGACUGUAGAGUAGUAGAACAAUGUAGUGUCUAUAUAUAACAGUUCUCUCCCUGGACUUACUAAUGAUAACAUUUUGACAGCGCAACAAACAUUACCUUGGGAUAGAGCGAUAUUAAUUACAACAACAUUGUGUCAGCACUUUCACGCCAGCUAACUGCCCUCCAGCUGCCACGCUGUCAAAGGACAAUCAGCUGUGUGUAGGCUCUCCUACCUCCUUGCCCCCGCAUUUCCAUGGCAUGGCGGUCUCUCACAGGCAGCCGCCACGCUUUUUCCAUGAGGGGGGUGGAGCUGCGAGCCUCUGAUGUGUUGUGUGUGUCAACCGUACACACAUAAACACACACACACUAGUGCUUUACUCUCCACAGAGGACUGACAGCCUUCCCCUUGAUAUCACCCAGCAGCAUCUUAGAUAUGAGAACAUCAUCAUCAAACAUCUUUCCACCACCUCGUUCCUUUUUACCUCAGUGCACACAGCACCCUGGAAAUGCUUGCUCAUCACAAACCUAAUCAAAAGUAUGCUCACGAUUGAAACAAAUGGUUUAAUAUAUACGCUUAGGGAGCAAAUAAUAUAGGCCAUGUGAACACUUUUAUGUUGAUAUGAAGAAAUGAAUACCAUGCAUUAUGUAUCUACUGGAUAUUUCAUACUGCUGCUAGAGGCUGUGUUUACAGAACAUUAGCUGCAGCCUCAAAGGGCUUAGCAGUGUGUAUGUGUCUCUUUCCUCCUUGUCAGACCACAGCUCAUGACAUUAGUCCUCAUCACUAAUAUUUCCUUUUGUGUCCAUCAGGUGAACGAGAAGGACAAGCUGCUGGCAGAGAGGAACCAGCUGAAGGAGUGUAUGGGCGAGCUGUGGGAGAACUUCUCCUGUCUGUCCCAGGAGGUCUGCAGGGACAGGCAGCUGAGCCCGGAGCAGGUCCAGUCCCUGAACCACCACUGCCCUGUCCUGAAGCCCGGCACCAACACCACCACCACCACCACCACCACCACCACUGCCAGCAACGCUGCCUCCAACAGCAUUGACCUCAACACCCACUCCAGCUCAGCCACCCUGGAGCCCAGCUUCCUCAAGUCCUACGGGCCCUCAGAGAGUGAGCCUGAUUGGGCCAUGGGCAACGGGGCUGAUGGGGGGCCAGGUAGCAAUGAGGCGGGGGGCCAAGAGCCAAGUUUAUACAUGGAGGCGGGGCUCUCGUUCAAUGAACAGUCCAAUCAGACGGUGACGGUAGACUUCUGCCAGGAAAUGACUGAUAAAUGUACAACUGAUGAACAGCCAAGAAAGGACUGUACUUAG